CUAUAACCCUGAUUCUUUAGAUUCCCUUCUCAUUCUUUAUCUCUCUGUCUCGCUGUACUAUACGACAGAUUGAAUGAAUGUUCAUAUACUUUCUCUUCGUAUACAAUUUGUAAUCCCAUUUUUGAAAUUUAAAUUUUAAUCCGUGGUAAUUACGUGAUACCCGAAAUUUCAUCGUGAAUGAUCUUCAUCUUCCUCGAUCUUAGAUUCCAAUCUUCUACCUCAAAUUUGAAUUUUCAUUUUCGAAAUUCCUAUUUCAAUUUUGUCCGAUUGCGUGAUUCUAGGGUUGCGUCGCGAUGGGUAGCCGGAUGGAAACCGUCCAGGAUUUCAUUGAAGAAGCUAAAGUUCGUUUUUUGUGGUGGUUUAUUGUUAUCUUUUCCAUUACUUAUUUCUUAUCUCCAAAAUCAAAGGGACUAAGAGAGUGUUUCAUAUUGAAGAAGUGGUGUAUUGAAUAAAUGUUUUAUAGGCUGAAGCAAAUGAAGGUGGUGCAUAAUUCAUGUUGCCAGUGGUUACAUGUGAGGAUUAGGAGGAUUUUUGUUUAGAUUCUUGAUACCUUAAUGGCAUCCAUAAGACACUAGUAAGUCAAUGUGGAUGAAUUUCCCAGUUGCUAUCUUAAUCGCAGUUCUAUUACGUCAUCUAACAAAAGAGUUAGAAUUUCAUCCAAAAGUUUCAUCAACUAGCAAACAGAAAUACCUAUUUUUCUCAGAAAAGAAGCAACUCUCAGUGAACGAUCCACGUCUGUCUACAGCUCCUCCCCAGCCAAAAUGGAGGCGGAAAUUUGAUUCACCCAUUGUUGAGGAUGCAGUAGAGGAUUUUGUUAAUAAAAUUAUACAAGAUUUUGUUACGGAUUUAUGGUAUUCUGAUAUUACAACUGACAAAGAGGCUCCUGAGCUGAUGCGUGCUAUUAUACUGGAUGCCCUUGGAGAAGUUGCGGGAAGGGUAAAGGAAGUGAACAUUGUUGAUUUACUAACAAGGGAUAUAGUUGACUUAAUAGGUGAUCUUUUGGAACUGUUUAGAAAAACCCAAGCUUCAAUUGGCAUAGAUGUUAUGGUUACUCUGUCUUCUGAGGAAAGGGAUGAAAGACUAAAACACCUUCUUAUGGCUUCUAAGGAACUCCAUCCAGCAUUGAUCUCUGCUGAGAGUGAGUUCAAGGUUCUACGGAGACUCAUGGCUGGAUUACUAGGUUUAGUUUUGAGGCCGAAAGAAGCUCAAUGUCGUCUUGUUCGAUGCAUUGCUCAAGAGUUUGUCACUUGCUUAGUACUCCAACCUAUUAUGAAUCUUGUCUCUCCAGAGUAUAUCAAUCAGUUGGUCGAGUUUAUUCUUCUUCAAGUUAAAGACUUCUUAACUGGAUUAGAUAGUGAUGAUCUGUCAUCAAAAGCAGAUAAUUAUCAUUCUGUUGCUGAAGGAAGUAUUGAAGCUGGUGAAAAAGUAUCCAAAAAGCAUGAAGAAUUCCAUACUCAGGAAGCUGAAAUGCCACAUGGCAGAAAGGAUGAAGACAGAAAAUUGGCAUUGCAGGCUCCACCAAUUCCCCCUUCUAAAAUGGCUUCUGAAGACUUGGGCCAGCCAAAGGUCGCUGAUUGGGCACGAGUACUAGAUGCUGCAACUCAGAGACGCACUGAAGUUCUUGCUCCUGAGAAUCUUGAAAACAUGUGGGCAAUUGGAAGGAACUAUAAAGAUAAAAUCAAUAAAGCUGCAAAAGCGCAUACUCCUUUGGUAUCAGAUAGGAACAAAAUUAUAGUGGAUUAUAUGGAAGGAUCAAAUCCCACUAAUCUUGUUAAAAGCAGCAAGAAGAAGAAAACAGCUUCGCUGGAUGUGGAAAGUGAAUGUUUCUCAAAAGAAAUGGCUUUUGUCAUUGAAGUCGUGAGCACAACUGAUGGGAAUAAAAGCAAUCAUAAGAGAACCAGUAGUACUUCUGAUGUACAAGUUGAAUCUGAGGAGAAAGGUUCCAAUUUUGAUAGAAUCCAAAGGCUUCUAAUAUCAGAGGAUUUCUACAACCCAGAUUUUGGAAGUCUCGGUGUACAACAAAAAACUGAUGAUCUGUCAUGUUCAGUGGUUCGUGCUGUUGGGUCACAUUUUCCCAAGCUUAAGUGUCGGGUUAUUGGAGCAUACUUUGAGAAAAUUGGAUCCAAAUCUUUUGCUGUGUACCUGGUUGUUGUCACUGAUGCACAGACUAAUCAGUGGUUUGUUAAGAGGAGAUACAGGAACUUUGAACGAUUGCAUCGACAACUUAAGGAUAUUCCAAAUUAUAAUUUACAUUUGCCUCCAAAAAGGAUAUUCUCCUCCAGCACCGAAGAUGCUUUUGUGCAUCAGCGGUGCAUCCAGCUGGACAGAUACCUGCAAGAUCUGCUGUCCAUAGCUAAUGUUGCUGAACAGCAUGAAGUGUGGGACUUUCUUAGUGCUUCAUCAAAGAAUUACUCAUUUGGAAAAUCGCCAUCAGUUGUGAAAACCCUUGCUGUUAAUGUAGAUGAUGCUCUUGAUGAUAUUGUACGCCAGUUCAAGGGUGGUUUUUCACGCGAAGCUGUCAGAUCAUCUCCAUCACAUUACGAAAACCUUACACAUAUGCCGACCCGAAACCUAUCCUUAAAUGAAUGUGAUUUGCAGAGUUCAUUAGAUUCUUCAAUUGAAACCGCUAACCAUUCCGAUAAUGAGGAAGGUGAUAAAGUCGAAAGUUGCGGCCCGGAGGCAGCAGAUUCUGGAGUUAAUGGAAACGGAUGGCAUUCUGAUAAUGAAGUAAGUUCAAAGAGAUUUCCACCUCGGGUAGUUAAAAAAACUGGAAAUGCGCUACAUUCACAUUCUGAGACAAUGCGACCCUUGAUGAAAUCCAACAUGGAUGGAGUUUCAAUUUUACAAGAUAUGACUCACCCUAUUGAUUAUUCUGUUGGAGUGCCACCUGAGUGGACACCACCUAAUGUCACCAUGCCUAUGUUGAAUCUGGUUGAUAAGGUGUUUCAGCUUAACAGAAGAGGCUGGAUAAGAAGACAAGCCUUUUGGAUCUCAAAGCAAAUACUGCAGUUAGUCAUGGAAGAUGCUAUUGAUGACUGGCUAUUGAUGCAGAUUAAUUGGCUGCGCAGAGAAGAUGUUAUUGCUGAAGGGAUUCGGUGGGUCAAAGAUAUUCUCUGGCCCGAUGGCAAGUUCUUUCUCAAGCUAGAGAUCACUGGGGGUGGAUCAGAUGACAUGGACGACUUCAAAUCUUUUCAAGCUAAACCCCGAGCGUCCAGCAGGAAUGUCCAAUCUAAUUCAUUUGAGAUGCAGCUUGAGGCUACUCGAAGAGCUAGUUUUGUGAAGAAGAUGCUCUUAAAUGGAGCUCCAGCACCCUUAGUCAGUAUGGUUGGCGCAAAGCAGUACAAGCGUUGUGCACGGGAUAUCUUCUUUUUCCUUCAGUCUUCCAUAUUUCUGAAACAAGUUGCCUACACUGGCUUGGAGCUUGUGCUUGUAUCAAUCUUUCCCGAGUUGAAAGAUCUCGUAGACGAUAUCCAUCAGAAGAUGCAGCCAUAAUAGGCUUGAGAUUUCACUCUUGCUAAUCAUUCCUUGGGCAGCAUCUAGCUUUCGGAUCAUUGCAGCUCAUAAGAAUGCUUUUCCACAAAAGCAACCCAUUUGGAGAUCUUUAACGGUUGAUCAUCUGAUUUUUGACAUGGCAUAAUAUUUUUCACUUCUCAGACAAAUCGAAAGAGAUGAGGUUUGUGGGAGAUCAGGGAUGAAUGGCGAAAAGAGUUGCCCCUUUAAAACGUGAUACGGUGAGCUUUUAAGGGAGUGGGUUUGGUUGCAAGUUUUUUGCUUUUCAGGUAGAAAAGGUAAAGCUAUAGUGUUUGUGUUUCAACUGUACAAAACUGUACAGAUUUUGAAUAGUCCGACUUCUGUUACCUACUGAUUCUCUCCAGAAAGCCCUUUUAGGUAAGGGGAUUUUGAUUGUAUUUAUUUGUAAAUGUGUAUAAUGAAGAAUCAGAGUACAUAUCGCCAGAUGGUAUUAUGAUUUAUGAUGAGUACUUCCAUCAUCUUUAUAUAAGCACCCUUCCCUCUA
Amaranthus tricolor (Joseph's coat) is the source of this 4015-nucleotide messenger RNA. RefSeq lists its product as uncharacterized. NCBI's taxonomy places the organism in Eukaryota, Viridiplantae, Streptophyta, Magnoliopsida, Caryophyllales, Amaranthaceae. The transcript has 16 exons. The coding region runs from base 583 to 3492 and encodes 969 amino acids. Gene Ontology annotation, molecular function: phosphatidylinositol binding. The record is from RefSeq and is a predicted model, not a curated record.